CACAUAUUUUGUGUGCAUGUGUCGUGCUUGGCUGGUGUCCUUGAUUUAACGUACGGGGAACUUAACACGAUUGCAAAAGUAAGAUGGCAGCAAAACAAACUAAAAAAGAUGACAAGGAAGAAGCAUCAAUGGAUCCAAAGACUGCAAGAAAAUUGUUUGAUGAAGGUGCUAUGUUGGUCUUUCUUGAUGUACCUGCUGGUACUGAGUUUGGUAUCGACUACAAUUCUUGGACUGUUGGAACAAGAUUUCGUGGUGUAAAGAUGAUACCACCGGGUCUUCAUUUCAUCUACUAUAGCGCCAUAAGUCAGGGGUCCACCAAUGUUGGAAUGCGUACUGGAUUUUUUCAUUAUUUUAAACAGAGGGAAAUUCUUGUGAAAAAGUGGGACGUGAGGCUAGAAGAUAUAUCUGAUUACCAACCAACAGAGGAUGAAAUUAAGCAGUAUAAGUGUAAUCGCAGAGAACUUGAUUCCUUCAUGGGUCCCUAUCCCUAUCAUAGCUUAAAGCAAUGGGUAUCAUUGAGCACUUUUGUGAGUGAGACACUAAUGAACAGUCUAAUCCCAGAUAAUGGAAAAAUCCAGUCUGUGACUGAACUAAUUGGUGACAAGGAAUCUAGAACUACAGAACAGCGUGCUGAGAUCCGUGCAAGUUUACCAGAAGAUGCAACAGUGGAGCAGCAGAUGCCGCAAAUGCACGUGAAUCCAGAAACAAAAAUCAAAUUCACAGAGAUUCCUACAAAGCAUCCCACAAAUGCCAAUCCAGAACAGCUGACAAAAUACAACAUGGAUUCCACUUAUUCAUUACAGACUCUCAUAGAAUCACAAUAUGAAGCCAACAAGCUAGAUCUGUUAGGAGAAAUGCAGUUUGCUUUUAUUUGCUUCUUACUUGGCCAAGUAUAUGAUGCCUUUGAGCAUUGGAAGUCUCUAGUUCAUCUUUUGUGCAGUGCACAAGAAGCAAUCUCCACUCACUCUGACUUGUACAACUCAUUCAUCACAGUUCUUUACUUUCAGUUAGGGGAAAUUCCUAAAGACUUUUUUAUUGAUAUUGUCUCCAGUAAUAAUUUCCUGACAACGUGUCUAACAGAGUUUUUUCAGAAUUUAGAAGAUUCAUCUGCUCAUGAAGAAUUAAAAAGUCGUGGUCGGAAAUUUAAGAAAAGUCUGACUAGAAAAUUUAAAUGGGAUUUUGAUGAUUUAGAAUGUGGGGAAUAUGCACCUCAAGUAGUCAUGUUUUGAUUUUCACAAUCCUGUGAUUUGUAAUGUUUAACAACACCUUCAGUUUAUGUAAAUAAUUCAUUCUUUCUGCAAAUAUACCGUUUCAUAUACUGUGCUCAUCAAAGAAA
This is a messenger RNA of Saccoglossus kowalevskii, 1336 nucleotides long. RefSeq names its product protein AAR2 homolog. The record is from RefSeq and is a predicted model, not a curated record. NCBI's taxonomy places the organism in Eukaryota, Metazoa, Hemichordata, Enteropneusta, Harrimaniidae. Gene Ontology annotation, biological process: spliceosomal tri-snRNP complex assembly.